This is a messenger RNA of Habropoda laboriosa, 463 nucleotides long. RefSeq names its product mitochondrial 2-oxodicarboxylate carrier-like. The transcript has 3 exons. Lineage: Eukaryota; Metazoa; Arthropoda; Insecta; Hymenoptera; Apidae. The record is from RefSeq and is a predicted model, not a curated record. The coding region runs from base 11 to 463 and encodes 150 amino acids.
UUGAAGUAAAAUGGCUCAUAUAGAUAUUACACAACGUAAACCAAGUCUUCUAAAAGAGGCUGCUAUUCAAAUCGGUGCAGGAGGCUGUGCAGGCUUUGUAGAAGCUUGCAUAAUGCAUCCAAUGGAUCUCAUUAAAACACGUUUUCAAUUGCAAGUCAAGAUGGCACAACAAGAUGCUCUUUACUAUACAGGUAUUUUCAUCAUAGGUUUUGUAUCUGGGACAGUGGCAUCCUGUAUGAACAUACCCUUUGAUGUGGCUAAAAGUCGUAUUCAAGGUCCUCAAGAAACAAUGCAAUACAAGGGUACUCUGCGAACUAUUUACAUAGUUUAUCACAGGGAAGGAUUUAGAGCUUUAUAUAAAGGAUUAUUACCAAAAAUUUUACGAUUAGGACCAGGUGGUGCUAUUAUGCUCAUAGUUUAUGAAAACAUGAAAGCAUAUCUCAAUGUAAAGUUUGGUGAUUAA